Helicoverpa armigera (cotton bollworm) is the source of this 758-nucleotide messenger RNA. RefSeq names its product carboxypeptidase inhibitor SmCI-like. The record is from RefSeq and is a predicted model, not a curated record. The transcript is spliced from 8 exons. Gene Ontology annotation, molecular function: serine-type endopeptidase inhibitor activity. NCBI's taxonomy places the organism in Eukaryota, Metazoa, Arthropoda, Insecta, Lepidoptera, Noctuidae. Bases 80 to 751 code for a protein of 223 amino acids.
AGCGUAUAAAAUUGUAAUUCACAGUUUAAGCCGACAAGUACCCAUACGACGUUGACGAACACAAUAUACUUAGAAAAACAUGAAGUUAAAUUAUUUCCUUUUUAUUGUGAUUCUGGCUAUUUCCUUUUCUGAUGUUAUGGGAACGUAUAUGGAAGCAAGAUGUCUCCUAACAAUGGACCAAGGACAUUGCGUCGACCUCAUACAAAUGUAUGCUUACAACAGGAAUACUGAUAAAUGCGAAAGAUUUCUCUACGGAGGGUGUGGGGGAAAUGAGAACCGUUUCAGAACCAGGAAAGAGUGCAAAAGGGCUUGUGGAGACUCGCCACCUCACUUACUGGGCCCCCGGCAAUCAGUCGCGAAAUCGCAACAAGAGGGCAACAGGUACAUGAGCGGCUUAAGGUUCCGUCUACGUUCUGGCAGAAAUACCUUCCGCAACCCACAAAGCGAGCGGGAAUUCAAGCGAAAUCAAGACUUUGUGUACCUACUUAGUAAAAACAUGAAGUUAAUUAAUUUACUUUUAAUUGUGAGUCUGGCUAUUUUCUGUGAAGCCAGAAUUAUAUACAUCGAAUCGAGAUGCUUACUACCCAAGCAAGCAGGACCUUGCCUUGCAAUAUAUCAUAGGUAUUUCUUUAAUGCAAGGUCUGGAAGAUGUGAAUUCUUUGUCUUCGGGGGUUGUUAUGGAAAUGAUAACCAGUUCGGAAAAUUAAGCGCGUGCCAAGAUGCUUGCGAACGCGAUCAUUAUUAUGACUAGCCUUUUU